Molecule: messenger RNA, 1926 nt
Organism: Funneliformis geosporum
Lineage: Eukaryota; Fungi; Glomeromycota; Glomeromycetes; Glomerales; Glomeraceae
Source: the annotation of a GenBank genome assembly
AUGUCGCUUCAUAUGGUUCCUUCAGCUUGUUUGCCACGUUUAAAACGUGAAAUAGUUGAAUUAAAUAAUGAACCACUUAAAGGGAUUAAAGUUAAAAUACACGAUGAUGAUAUUACCUCAAUGUGUUUAAUAUUGACAUCGUAUCAAGGUCCAUUUAGUAACCUAAGAUUACAUUGCAAGGUCAAAGUACCCGCGGAAUACCCUCAAAAAGCACCAAAAAUAACAAUACAAACGCCAGUAAUACAUCCCAACGUAUUCAGUAAUGGAAUGAUUUGUGCCGACAUAUUACAGACUUAUACGGUUAUGCGUGACUCUAGAAAUUACAAUGGAGGUUACACCCCCGGUUAUUUGCUUAAAUAUGUUUUUUUACAAUUAUUGAGUUUUUUCUCGGAUAAUAAUGUUGAACAGGAAGAUGGAUAUGUUGAAAAAAUCCAAUGUCAAGAUAUCGGUUUUAGAGAGCAUUCUGAACAAAUCGUAAAAGCUUAUCAAUGUAAAUUAUGUGGAUUUAAUGAUCGGGAAGCUGUUAAACCAUUAAUUGCCGUCCUUACUAACAAAGAAUUGCAAGAAGAAAUUGAUGUAAUGGAUGCUGGCGGUUCUAGUAUAUUGAAUGCCUCCCAUAACGUCGCAAGGCCUCGAAUUGUUUCAAAAAAUGCUUCCGAAAAUGCUUCAACAUGUACAGUAAAUGAUUUAAAUGAUGAUGUUUGGUUUCAUAUCAUAGGAUUUUUACCGGAUCGUGAUAUUAUGAUCUUGUCGAGUGUUUAUCCACGUGUUCGUCGUCUAGUUCAAUUUUAUAACAUAUUAACACGACGACAAUUAGUUUGUUAUUACCUAAGGAAACCAUUUACAGAAUGUAUUCUUGGAGUUGGAGUAAGGGUUGGUAGGGGUCCAAUAAAUAGAAGAGAACUUGGUUUAAGUGAAUUUGAUCUUUUUUCUUAUGAAGCGUUUAAAGAUCAUAACUUACGACAAGGUAUCUGGGGUGAUCACUUUACCAAUUUCCUUCCUGUGGCAUUAAACAAGUAUCAUUUCAAACGCUCUUUACCUAUCAUACAAUCAACUUUAAUGGAAUUAAGAGAAGAAAGAGGGAAACCGUGGAAUCCUUCGGUAAUUCUAAAGACAAUUCCUGGCCUUAUGAAUACAAUGGUGGUUGCUUUAAUGAAUGCUUGUGAUGAACGAUCAGCAAGAUCAAAAGUCUUAAAAGCAUCUGAGAAAGCAUUACAAGGAUAUUGUCUUUUAUUACACUUGUUAUUAAAGCUAUCGAAAAUAUUUCCUCAAAUCAUCACGGAAGCUGAAAAGAAGAUCAAUGCAUUUAUGCAUCCGGAUCGAAAAAAUCGGCAUAAAACUUCAACACCCAAUUUAGGUGAAUUCAUGAUUUAUUUGUUCUUGGCGAAAAAUAUUUCCUGGUCUAGAUUUGUCGCCUGUUUCUUGGAAGAAUUAUUGUCACGUAAUGUAGUAUGGUACUUAAAUAGUGCUCCAGAAUUAUCAUUCUUGGAAAAAAGUAAUUAUGUUUCCAAAUAUAGAUUAGAAAAAACGUUUAAUUUAAGUGGAAUUUCAUUACGACUUGUGAUGUUUCAAGUUGCAUUUUUGAAAAUGAUGAGAGGAAAGGAAGUAGAAAUGGAUAGAAAAUACGGGUAUCCUUCGGAUGAGAUGAGUGUCUCACUUCUUUCUCUUAUCAAAGAAAUUUACGCCGCAAAGACUUGGAAUAUUUUCUUCAAUAUGAUUAACUUUCCUUUACCAAAAACCAAUUGGGAAUCAAAAGUUAGUGUUAUGUUAAUUAAUGCUGUAAAAGAUAGUGAAAAAAGUGGAUAUCAUCAAAAUCCUUAUACAAUUGAUGAAUUAUUACAUUUGAGAAAAAAAAAGGAAAGCACAGUUCCCACUCCAGAUAAUCACAUUAGUAAUGAUGAGAUAGAAAAAUAUGGAGUCACGUAG